UGAAGUUUGGAAUCCAUGAUGCUACCUACCAAACGGCCAAAUUACUUGACGAAACAGGCACAGAAUUGGAUGAAGAUGUGUUUGAGGAGGUGCUGCAGCAGGCCAAUAUUGGUGUUCUUCUCCUGAAGCUGGAUGAUGACAUGCAAGAAAUGGAGACAGAGUCAUCAUUUAAUACUAGCUCCAGCUCUGCUGUCAUUGUCACCUCUAGUCCACGUCCACCCAGCCCAAGGCAGCAUGUUGAAUCGGACUCCAAAGCUGACAUCUCCACCAAGGCACGUCCGAGAGAUGUAUGCGGAGGGAAUAAUUACUCUGUUUCCUGGUUUGAGAGAUCCAUUCUCCAAAAAAGGAUAUGAACAUUACUUUGACCCUCAAAGUGGAGAGGGGUACCUGGCCUGGAAAAUCAAGACUAUCCAGAGGAAUUGCUCACAGAAACGAAGCCAAUCAAGCAAGUCACAUUGCGGAGGGCCAACAGCUGAAAGAAGAGCGCCAGAUGUUCUUGAUGACCUCAGUGAGGACGAGUGUAAAGAAGCCAUGUCCUACAUGAAGCACUGCUCAGAUGAGACUGCAAUCAAGCAGAAGAUGCAAGUCACAUUUCAGUACAGGCGCCGCUUGGUUGAAGACCCAGACAAAUGUACAAACGUGCUAACAGAGUUCCCACGCUUCAAGGAUGUUAAAGGACUGAUUGAACAGGACUUUACACGUCUGUUUGGUGGUGUGGUGUCUGCAAAGUUUUUGGAGAGAUGGCCAACUGCGUUCAAGCACAAAGUUAUCGAGCAGAGCAAGUGCUUGCACCUAUCACCUGAUCUACAGGAACUGAUUGACGCUGCAGAGGCUGUGGAGAAUGAGGACGAUGGAAAUGAUGCAGCAUGGGAUCAUGAUCUUGCGGGAAUACUCCUCCUACUCCACCUCAUUCCGCCAGUUGCGCAAGGUCGCAAGAGGCCCGGGAAGAUGUCUCCCUUUCAAGCAGAGCAGAGUGUUGUCGUCUUCUUGAAGACAGGUAACAGCAUACAGGAGCAUCUGGAUCAAAUCGCCGAAAGCAAGCAGCCAUACCUACUGGCAGUGGGCCCUAGAAAGAAGCACAUCCAUGCGUUCUUCAUCGUCCUCGACAAGUGUGCCAUUCCCUGCACAUCAGGAAGCGCAGUUGGAGCCUUUGAUGAACUUUUUAAGAGCCAUUUUGUUUUUGGCACAUCAUACUGCAAAGCCCUCAACAGUAUGUACACCUUCAUUCAGACAACGAUAUUUGAAAUCGACAUUGGCCAGGUGAAAGAAACACCCAGAGUACUAGAACUUAGAGCAAGGUUACUAAACUAAGGAUUUACAGUGUAC
This is a messenger RNA of Engraulis encrasicolus (European anchovy), 1326 nucleotides long. RefSeq lists its product as uncharacterized. The coding region runs from base 133 to 1311 and encodes 392 amino acids. The transcript is spliced from 7 exons. NCBI's taxonomy places the organism in Eukaryota, Metazoa, Chordata, Actinopteri, Clupeiformes, Engraulidae. The record is from RefSeq and is a predicted model, not a curated record.